CACUUGGACGCAGUGUCCAGCCAGAGUUUCAACUAAAGACAUGGAGAAGAAGGAGCAUCAGUAAAUACCCAUUCAGCAGUGACAUUUCCUUCUGGAGUAGAGUACCGUCUCUCAGUUUUGUUGGUUUUGUGCAGUGAUCUGAUCAUAACUUUUCUGGGAGUUUAGCGUAUUUUUUUGCAUUUUACAACAAAAAUCAUGAUACGAAGGGAGACCUUGAGCCUCCUGGUCGUCGUAGUGGUGGCAGUGGUGACAGUAUCGGAUGGAAAGUGGUCACUCCCUGCCGACCUUGGACCGGAUUCUGGCCACUGGACAUUCUCUCAAGAUGACGAACAUGCCAUUAAUAACAACAAUUCUGGCCCUAUUUUUAACCAGGAGAGCGAUGAUAUUACUCAUUCCAAUAUUGAUGAUGAAGAAGAACAGGUCACUCUAAGCCUUCCUAAACAAUGGGCUCAACUUCUCGAAAAUCUCAACAACUCGCAAUACCUUGUCAAUGACCGAGCGCAUGGUGACGACUCCAUUUCAAAUGGAACAAGAAUUGUGCUCUUUGCUGACUUCCUUACAAUUCCAAAGUCCUUGAUUUUGGACAGCUUUAACGAAGCGAAUGAUGGGUGGGUGGAACGACAGAGGAAAAUUGACAACGUUUUUAUUCACAAUUCUGGGGCUGAUGCAAAAUCGCCGGUCGGGACGGCAUUCGCAUUUAGUCCACCUUCCCUUGAAGCCUUGGCUCUGUCAAACACCUCAAUUUUGCUAGAAUUCGCUUCCCGAGCAUUUUUAAAAAGCUUGGAAGAUGACACGCCAAGCAAUCGGAUUCAAAGGGUGAAAAGACAAUCCGUCCUGUUUGAAGAUGGAUCCACGGGUGGGGUUCGGAAAGAGAUUGAUUUGCGAUCUUUCGUUGUCAGCCAAGGGUCCAUGGGGGCUUUGAAGUGCAACGUUCAUGACGAAGUUUUACCAUGCGAUACUCGCAACCCAUACCGAACUUAUUCUGGCUGGUGUAACAAUGUGCAGAAUCCUGGCUGGGGAAAGAGUGUGAUCACAUUCGAUCGUAUGAUUCCUUCCGCGUAUGCCGACGGGGUUUCGAAACCACGGUCAAUGUCUGCGUUGGGAAGACCACUCCCAAGUCCGAGGCAUGUUUCUUCCUAUGUCCACAUUGACGUUUCUCAUCUCUCGAAUAAGCAUACAUUGAUGUUGAUGCAGUACGCUCAAUUUUUGGACCAUGACCUCACAUUGACCCCAGUCCAUAAAGGUCCCGAAGAUAAGAUUCUCAACUGUCGCGAGUGUGACAGUGCUUCAUCAACACAUCCGGAAUGUUGGCCGAUUCCCGUCCCCACCGGUGAUAGCUGGUAUCCGGAUAAGAGAGAGAGUGGAAGUCCGUACUGCAUCCCCUUUACGAGAUCACUUCCAGGUCAACAAAGGCUCGGACCAAGGGAACAAAUUAAUCAGAAUUCGGCUUACAUUGAUGCAUCUCAAAUUUACGGGGAAGAAGUUUGCAAAGCGGACAGUUUACGAAUUCGUGGAGGUAAAUUAAAUGGAACUGGUAGUGCUGGAAGGAAGCCCCUCAUGCCACAGACUGGCACGUUGAAGGAAUGCAAGUCACCAUCCGGUUAUUGUUUCUAUGCUGGGGAUCCUAGAGCGAGUGAACAACCCGCGUUAGCCGCACUGCACACGGUAUUUCUUCGACAACACAACCAAUGGGCGGAUGACAUGAAGAGAAUAAAUCCUCAGUGGAAUGACGAAAAAAUUUAUCAAGAGGUUCGAAGAAUUAUGGGCGCCGUGAACCAACACGUCACGUACAACGAGCUCCUCCCCAGAAUCAUUGGUCCUUCCAUGGUCAACGCGUACGGUCUCGCCCUGCAAAACGAUGGCUAUUAUGCUGGCUAUGAUGCCAGGUGUUCUGCCACGAUUUACAAUGAAUUCGCUGCAGCAGCCUUCCGUUUCGGACACAGUUUGAUUCGACCGAAUCUUGCCAGGAUGGAUGGCGGAUAUCGCGGGAUGAACCCACAUCUUCCCCUUCGGGAUGGAUUCUUCAACUCGGACAUGUUGUACAAACCUUUGAUGGUGGAUGAGGUUAUUCGUGGUCUUAUUGCAGAACCAAUGGAGCAAAUGGAUCCAUUUGUCAGUAAUGAAAUUACUAAUCACUUAUUCGAGGAUAAGAGAAGGUCAUUUAGUGGAUUGGACCUUAUUUCGCUCAAUCUUCAACGAGGAAGGGACCACGGUCUGCCCGGCUAUAAUCAUUACCGUGGCGCUUGCAAUCUUAAGAAAGCUCAGAAUUUUGACGACCUCAGCACCGAAAUUCCAUUCGAUGUCCUUCAGAGACUCAAAACUGUUUACGCCCACGUUGACGACAUUGAUCUCUUCACCGGAGCGCUGGUUGAGCGUCCAGUCAUGAGUGGAAUCCUUGGUCCCGUUAUGACCUGCAUUAUCGGCACGCAAUUCCGUAAAUUGCGACAAUGUGACAGAUUCUGGUAUGAAACGAAUGACAAGUCGAUCGGCUUUACUCCCCAACAAUUGGCCGAAAUAAGGAAAAUGACCCUGGCCAAGAUUGUCUGUGACAAUAUGGAAAUUCCAACAAGCAUUCAGCGUUGGACAAUGGAUGCUCCACACAAUGUUUUAAACCCGAGAAUGCCUUGCAAUCUUUUGGCGACACUUAACGUUGACGCAUGGCGUGAACAAUCUAGUGCUCCUCCCACCAUUAGCAAACCCCUUCCACUCGUCAGUCCUCAAGAGCAAGCUGCCGGACCUCUGUCAUGCAAUAUUGGUGGACGACUAAUCGCCGUGGGUGGUUCGGCUCUACAGUCGCCGUGCGUGUCGUGCAUUUGCUCGGAUCAAGGGCCCAAAUGCACCUCCUUGAGAAUUAUCAGUUGUUCGAAACUCUUCCAAGAAGCUGGACGAAGUGAAAUCCUUCAAGAUCCAGUUUGCACUUCGCAAUGCGGUUUUUUCCUGGGACCAUCGUCCUCUAGAUUUACAGUUUCGGGAUAAGUUUUAAAUCUUGUGCUAAUUUGGAGAGUACAACAAUUUAUAAAUAACUAUUUGACUGACAAGGUGGAUAAAUAGUAAAUAUGUAGUUAAGUUAUUGGUAUGAAAGUUUGUUUUUAUAUGUAUUAAGCAGUUUAUCUACAAGUGUUCAUGCUAUUUCAUAAUGUUCAAAAUUCAAAUUUUGUAAAUUGUACUGUUUAAUAUGUAUGAUAAUUUUAUUUUGAUUCUUAUGAAACUAGAGUAUAAAAAUAUUAAGAAGUAGGUAUUUAAUACGUAUAAAUUAUGUGUACUGUGAUAACAUAGGGUAAUAUGUAUGCUAUGCGAUAAGAAAUUCAAAUCAAUUGCAAAAUAUUGCGAUCGCAUCUUAUGUAUGAUUUCUUAAAAUUCAUAAACACUUGCGAAAGAGUCGUAAUUAUUAUAAAACGGCGUAUUUUUAAUGACGAAAUUCUC
Messenger RNA from Folsomia candida, 3423 nucleotides. RefSeq names its product lactoperoxidase. Gene Ontology annotation, biological process: response to oxidative stress. Gene Ontology annotation, molecular function: peroxidase activity; heme binding. The coding region runs from base 196 to 2976 and encodes 926 amino acids. The record is from RefSeq and is a predicted model, not a curated record. The transcript has 15 exons. Lineage: Eukaryota; Metazoa; Arthropoda; Collembola; Entomobryomorpha; Isotomidae.